Sparassis crispa is the source of this 1815-nucleotide messenger RNA. RefSeq lists its product with no specific name. Lineage: Eukaryota; Fungi; Basidiomycota; Agaricomycetes; Polyporales; Sparassidaceae. The record is from RefSeq and is a predicted model, not a curated record. The transcript has 4 exons. Bases 1 to 1815 code for a protein of 604 amino acids.
AUGGCAGGCCAACUUUCCCACUGCUCGACGCUAGUCUUACCGCCUUCUCCUCCGUUAACCCUCCUUACCGCCACCUUCUCCACUCCCGACUUUGAAUGCGAACUCCAACCUUCCCUCGUAUCAGCCGCUGAGCUUUCUUCCAGCGAGGUUUCGCUAUGCGAAUCUCAGCGGUCGCUCGAACAGAUCCUGGACAUUCGUGCGGAUGUCACACUGCCUGCAGAAGCAUCCAAGACCGGUACACUGUCGUCGCUCCUGCACUGCUCUGACCCUUUCCGUGCGCCUCUCUCCGUUUGCACACCGCUAUCCGACAUCCAGAGCAUUGACAACACGAUGCUCCGUCCUCCCCACAUUGCCUUCACGGUCCCAGUGCAGCAGGCAUCGCUAGAUAUGUCGAGAGGCAGGACGAUGCGGCGUCAAUCUCCCACGGACUCUUGCCCGCGUUCAGACUCUCGCACCGGUCCCAGCAGACAUGCAGGCAAAAGCAGUGCUGUCCUUGGGCUCUCCCCCGGAACCUUGAGCCCCUCAUGCACUACGCCGGACCCUCCACAGUCCCGCUACUCGCAUAGAUUACGUAGAAUGGCGCCUCCACCUCUGCGCUUCGUAUCCGUCACAAACCACCUCGCCAUCACGCUCACCCAGUCCCCCUCCCCUCCCCCUCUCGUUUGUGCUCCAGAUACUUUCGACGACGUGCCGCUCAAGACUUCGGGAGCGUGUUCACCAUCAGCAGCUCUGCCCAACGCGGUGUCUGGCAUCGCAGAGGGCAUGUUUCCUACACCUAUUUCUCUCGAGCAGCCGAGCAGCGCUGAAUAUCGCGAAGGCGCGUCACACGCCCACCAGCCAUCGCGGGCGCAACAUGUGGUGAUCCCCGGCGCUACACUCGCACUAGGACCAUCUGUCUUCGUGUAUCAAGAACAACCACCAAUAUACUCACGAAAUCUGCCGUCAUCGCGCGAACCCCCGUCCGUGCUCUUCAACGAGCAGCCCCACCUGCGUUCCAUGAUCGACUCGGUUUUGGAUUCGCCAGUCACUUCAAAUCUUGUACCUCCGCCGCUCCAGCGCGCCGCCUGGGCGGCGUUGCCUCCAGUAACGUACGAAGAUCCAGUGCGGGUGGAGAGUUCGCCUUUGCUCUCGCCGCUGGUGCUGGAUAUCCGUCAGGCCUUGGCCAUCGACAACUUCAUGGUCCGUGCGGACAGAUGCGCGGAGGCGGUAGCGCAGGCAGCUUUAUCACUAGGCUCAAGCAGCAUGCUCAGAGACCCAGAGGGAAUCACGAAGAUCUGCGACACUCUCCAAGCAGACCUCGAGUCUAUCCAGAAGGCUCUUGACGACACUCCCGAGCAGCUAGACGUCAUCAACGAUAAUGCGGAGCAUAAUUGGCAGCACAAACAUUGGCAGAUCGUCUCCUCUCUUGACCGGAACCUCGACCUUUUCUACCUGUUUGCCAACCAGAUCCGACAGCGACCUCCACGCAUCCAUCGGCUCGCAAGCCACGUCGACAAGCUGCAUGCGUACCAUCUCAAGUUCACCGAUCUGGAACGGAGGCUUACCCUCUCGCAUGAAAAGUUCCGCUUACUCGCCCUGCGAAGCCGGUACGUCCAGGAGCACAGUUCAGCGCGUGCACUAGCGGACAUGGAGCGAGCGCAUCGACGCGAGUUCCGUGAGGCGUGGCAGGCGGGGCGAGUGCGGCGGAAGGAAAUGCGGGACGAGAUCCGCCAUGUGCGGGGCGUCACACAAUAUAGAAGUGGACGUGCGAUAGCGGCUCACGAACCUGCGAUUCAUGGCGAGUCUGCUGAUGACCUCCACGGCUGCAUGCCGUGA